This is a messenger RNA of Saprolegnia parasitica CBS 223.65, 1080 nucleotides long. RefSeq lists its product as hypothetical. The transcript has a single exon. The annotation marks the transcript as partial. Lineage: Eukaryota; Oomycota; Saprolegniomycetes; Saprolegniales; Saprolegniaceae. The record is from RefSeq and is a predicted model, not a curated record.
CAAUGGCCGACGCCCGAGCGGAAGCGGAAGCCCAGGUCCAAGUGCCCGACGGCAAGAAGAAGAAGAACCGCCGCCGCGGACGUCGCAAGCCCAAGAAACAGAGACAGCAGAGAGACGGCCCAGCGACAGAGUUGAUCGGCCUUGUGACGGAUGCCAUGGCGGUCGAAGCUGCGGCCGUCCUCGAGCCUGCCGCUCCCGCGCUCGCUGUCGCCGCAUCGCUUGCCGCUUCCGGGGCCGGCUCGUCGGCUCUUGCGGCAGUCGCGGCUAUAGGUACUGUCCUCGAGCCUGCCGCUCCCGAGCUCGCUGUCGUCGCAUCGCCUGCCGCUUCCGGGACCGGCUCGUCGGCUAUAGGUACCGCUAUAUCUCGUCGCAACAGGGCAAGAAAGCGCGAUGUGCCUGACAUCAACCCCGGUACAAAAGGCGCCAACGCGACUGGCACUUGCGUCCGGGAGGCUCUCAUGGCGACAUUCCGAUUCCUCAAGGGCCAGCACAACACUACGAUCACGUCCAAACUCAUCGACAACUUUCUCGUCGAGCAUGAGAAUCUCGAGCUCGGCAAGGGCGUGCCGGACAAGUCGUAUUCUGCGCUUUUGGACUUCUUGCGCAAACAUGGCUUUGAUAUCGACCGCCAAAUCUACGGCAAGAGCCUCUUGAAGCAACGGGCGCGCGACGACAAGCAAAACGAUAUCAUUACGACAUGCGAGACGCCCGGCGCGUACCAUGUCGUGACGUUCGAAGACCCGGGCUUCCGCCAGCACCUCAUGGCCGUGCGCGUCCGCGAAGAGAAGAAUGGCAAGAUCAGUCGCUGUUACUUCGAAGACAGUAAAUGGAAGGCGCUGUCGACGCUCCGGUUCGUCCGGAGCACGACGAUCCGCAGCAUCUGCCGGGUCCAGCUCAAAGACAACGACACCACGACCCAUCGCACGAAACCGAUUGAACCAAACGCGACCGAUCAUACGCCCAAGGAGGUAAUCGAUCUCACGAGCGACAACGAAGACGGCGAGCCCAAGAAGCGUCAGCGAUUUGCCGUGAUGGAAUUCCUAGUUUGACCGUCCAAUCAAUUCGACAUUCCUUUUUGCA